Molecule: messenger RNA, 1524 nt
Organism: Aphanomyces invadans
Lineage: Eukaryota; Oomycota; Saprolegniomycetes; Saprolegniales; Verrucalvaceae
Exons: 2
Coding region: 1-1524 (507 amino acids)
Source: RefSeq, a predicted model, not a curated record
AUGGCCUUCAAGAAUCAAAAAGUGAAGCCUACCUGGGGAUCACGCGAAAGCAGCGCCGAAAGAGCUAAAGGUGAUGAACAAAGCUCGGCGUCCACGUACUUUCCGUUCAUUGCUGCUGAGGAAGAUGGCGAGCCUACAAAGGCUCAAAGCGAAGAGGCUGCACAGACACCUCAAAGCUAUACGUUCCCACUCUCGAAUCGUGCGAAAGCGAGACAAUACGAUCGGGAAGAGCGUGAAAAGAAGGAGAAUCGGAAGCGAAAAGCCAGAGAGCUUAUCGAAACCGAGGAUUUCCUGCCACUCUCAUGGAGUAGCGAGGACGAAGUUGAAGGCCCAUACUUUGUCCGGGAGCGCGGUCGAGCAGUCAUGCACUCCCGCACUCCUGAGAUCGCUACGGCAGCUCGACGAGUUUACGGUUGGGAGCAUACGAUCAAACGACGCUACCCGCCGGAGACCAUGCCCGCAGGAUGCCUUCGAUGCGGCCAAGUCGAUCACAGUUUUGACAAGUGCCCAGGAUCAACAUCCGAGGAAAGAGCCAAGAUCUUCCACGAAUGGAAGCCAAUUUUGACACGGCACAAGCAAUGCCUGAAGACGUCCAAACACGCAAAAAAGUGCCAAGCUACCGCGCAAUGGGUUAAAGAAGAAGAAGCCAAGCGCCAAGCAAACUUGAAGCGCAUCGAAAACGAGCCUCCCACGAAGAUGCGACGCCUGUUAGGGAGUACGGGCGAAGAGACUAUGGCAACAAUCAACGACGUGCUCGACGUCCCGUACUGCCCCGACAGCGGAAGCGACGUCGGCAUUAUCCCGAUGACAAUGGUAGAAGCACUCAAGGCCCUGGACGACACAGUCCGGCUUGAGCUGCUCCCCAAACCGUGGAUCGGACAAGUCGUCGGACAGACCUCGAUUACGUCCACAGAGACCGUCGAUCUGAGUGUCAAGUUGCACACGGCUGCCGGUCAGGUCAAGUUGCCUGGGAAACAUCGGUUCUACGUUGUCGACACGAACGACGAACUAAUCGUCAGCAAGUACUCGCUACAAUCCAUUGGACUGGACAUGACCAAGCUGCUCGAACAAGUGGCAGUCCGACAAGGCGAAGGCGACGGCGACGACAUCGGCGACCCCAAUGAGGGCGAAGAUGUCGCGUUCAAAAUAUGUGUGCGAAACUUGCACGAUAUGAACAAACAGCUCGAUGCCGAAGACAUGAGUGCUGCCGAGCAAUUGUUCGAGAUGGCUAUGAAGACCAAUUCAACUUUGGUCGCGGACGAUGCAGUCCAGCGAGACCAGUUGAAGAUGGUGGUGAUAGAUGCAGCGGCGAGCGGGGUGUGGCGAAGCAAGUUUCGUGGCACGGACCCGCCAGCAGACGUUGACCCGAUGGAAAUCCGUCUCAAGUCCGAUGCGCGCCCCCAUCGUUGCAAGCCGCGCAAAAUGAACCCGCUCACAAGCAUGUUUGUCGAAGCGUUCGGCCAACAGCUCGAACAAGACAACGUCAUUUAUGUGAACAACUCAAGCGCACACUACCAGCGAUAA